Molecule: messenger RNA, 623 nt
Organism: Cylas formicarius (sweet potato weevil)
Lineage: Eukaryota; Metazoa; Arthropoda; Insecta; Coleoptera; Brentidae
Gene: RpL26
Product: large ribosomal subunit protein uL24
Exons: 4
Coding region: 131-583 (150 amino acids)
Biological process (GO): cytoplasmic translation; ribosomal large subunit biogenesis
Cellular component (GO): cytosolic large ribosomal subunit; ribosome
Molecular function (GO): RNA binding; structural constituent of ribosome
Source: RefSeq, a predicted model, not a curated record
UUUAUUCAAGUGUGUAGGCAACCACCAAUGCGGACGAGCAUUGCAUGAGGGCAGACACGUCUCUCUCGUGGUCUGUGUCGUUUUCUUUUAGAAGUUUGUGUUGCUGUCAAAGGUCUAAGCAGCAUCCAACAUGAAGUUCAACAAAUUGGUGACCGCAUCGCGGAGCAAAAACCGAAAACGGCACUUUUCGGCACCGUCCCACGUAAAGAGGAAGCUCAUGUCUGCUCCGUUGUCUAAAGAACUUAGGCAAAAGUACAAUGUUAGAUCCAUGCCUAUAAGGAAAGAUGAUGAAGUUCAGGUGGUUAGAGGUCACUACAAAGGCCAGCAAGUGGGCAAAGUAGUUCAAGUGUAUAGAAAAAAGUUUGUAAUCUAUAUUGAGAGAAUACAACGUGAGAAGACUAACGGUGCUAGCGUGUAUGUCGGCAUUCACCCGUCCAAAGUUGUCAUUGUUAAACUGAAAAUGGACAAGGACAGGAAGAAGAUUAUAGAUAGAAGGGCCAAGGGUCGCUUGGCUGCUUUGGGCAAAGAUAAAGGCAAGUACACAGAAGAGUCUGCCUCGGCCACUGCUGUAGAGACCUCCUAAUACUGAAAUUGUUUUGUAUUUAAUAAAUAGGUUUACCAAG